AUGCCACAUUACGAGGAUGCCAACAUCGGACUCGAGGAGCUUCGAUCGACGCUCCCGGAGAUAGCCAAGCACAAGGAUGAUCCUCAGCAGAGCACACUGAUACAGCUGAAAAGCUCACAAGCGACAGAUCCGAAGGACAGAGCUUCAGAAGUCCUUGCCAUCUUCAAGCAAGCGGGCCUAGCAGCGCCUAAGUUGAAUGAAUACAUGACAGCGCCGCAAUGGUACACCGGACUGACACGAUCGCUUGUGACCCAACGCGCAAGUCUCAACUGGCUGAGUCUUGCUGCAACACCACACAGUACAAAAUCACUUCCUUCCUGGGUCAUUGAUUGGAACAGCGCGACCGACGAGGACCAACACUGGCUCGACCUGGUGUCGCUUGAAAACAAGGCUCAACAGACUUCAACAAUGAGAAGUGCUACCAGAGGAAGCGUCUACGAUGAACGGCGAGACGCCAUCACAAACCCAGAACUUUCAGUUCACGGAUCGAUCAUGUCCAAGGUUCAGGCGUUCGUGGAGCCUGAGACUGACAUGAAAGAGCCACUCGCAGUCGCGAAGUGGAUCAUAUGUCUACAAGAAUGCUUUCUAGGCACAUCGCGCGACAAGAUCAUCGACAAGCUCGUGGAUGCUCACCUGAUCUCGCAGCUCCGCCUCAAGCCAGACGACGAGCCAGCGAUCAUGCAACAGCAGCGAAAGAAUAUCGAAGUUGCUUACGACUUGACCUCGGAAUUAGGGCUGGCUGGUCUGAAUGAUCCAGACUUCGCAAAGAAAGCUCACGCCAAAGGCUUCAAGGACUUCCGAGAGCAGGAUUUGGACAGGUCCAAAUUCGAAACUUUCUUCGUGACAGACGAUGGCGACAGUGGGUUCUGCUUUGGUGCCAACAUGGAAGUUGAAGAUGUCGUCACGUUAGUCAAAGGCUGCGAUAGCCCGCUCAUCCUACGUCCUGACGAACUGGAGGAAGGGGUAUACACAUUCGUAGGAGCCGCCACGAUUGAGGGCAUGAUGGAUAGUGAAGCGUGGCCAGACGAUAUAGAGGAUGGAGAUCUGGAAGAACUGAUUCUCGCAUGA
Molecule: messenger RNA, 1068 nt
Organism: Fulvia fulva
Lineage: Eukaryota; Fungi; Ascomycota; Dothideomycetes; Mycosphaerellales; Mycosphaerellaceae
Exons: 1
Coding region: 1-1068 (355 amino acids)
Source: RefSeq, a predicted model, not a curated record